This is a messenger RNA of Dunckerocampus dactyliophorus (ringed pipefish), 7968 nucleotides long. RefSeq names its product exocyst complex component 4 (gene exoc4). Gene Ontology annotation, cellular component: exocyst; growth cone membrane; synapse. NCBI's taxonomy places the organism in Eukaryota, Metazoa, Chordata, Actinopteri, Syngnathiformes, Syngnathidae. Gene Ontology annotation, biological process: chemical synaptic transmission; Golgi to plasma membrane transport; exocytosis. The record is from RefSeq and is a predicted model, not a curated record. Bases 22 to 1566 code for a protein of 514 amino acids. The transcript is spliced from 12 exons.
GCGCCGCCGCAACUGAGAAAGAUGGCGACCGACACAGGGCGAUUCAGGGGAGCUGUCAACAAAAACAAAGACCCCUCUGGUCUUCUCAUCUCUGUCAUAAGGACUUUGUCCAGCAGCGAUGAUGUCCAGGACAGGGAGACUGAGAAAGGCCGUCUCGAGGAAGCUUUUGAAACGUGUGACCGGGAUCUGGAUGAGCUCAUCGUCCAGAAUUAUGCGGAGCUCACCACCGCUAUUAGGACGUACCAGAGCAUCACUGAGCGCAUCACUACCUCCCGUAACAAGAUCAAGCAGGUGAAGGAGAAUCUGCUGUCCUGCAAAAUGCUGCUGCACUGCAAACGGGACGAGCUGAGGAAGCUGUGGAUUGAAGGCAUUGAGCACAAGCACGUUCUGCAGUUAUUGGAUGAAAUUGAAAGCAUCAAGCAAGUGCCUCAGCGCCUGGAGGCUUAUAUGGCCAGCAAGCACUACCUCCAUGCCACGGACAUGCUGGUGUCUGCCGUGGAGUCCCUGGAGGGUCCCCUGCUGCAGGUAGAGGGUCUGAGCGACCUGCGUCUGGAGCUGCACAGCAAGAAGCUCAACAUCCACCUGGUGCUCAUCGACGAGCUGCACCGGCACCUCUACAUCAAGUCCACCAGUCGCCUGGGACACAAGAAGGACAAGAAUGCGGCACGCCUUCCCGGCUCCAUGAACAAAGACACAUCUCCCAUGCCGGCGUUGGACAUCAGCGGCCUCUCCACGCCCAGAAAACUUCUGGAUUCAUCGCAGUUCAGCACGCCAGGAUCAAGCAGCGUGCGUGAGCUUCAACAAGAUAUGCGCGAGAACCAAUUAGACCUCCCUGAGAUUGACCCAGAGGAGAACAGUGCGGAAUUCAUGGGCAUCCUUAUAAAGGCUCUGGCCAAGCUGAAGAAGAUCCCAGAGACCAUCAAAGCCAUCAUGGAGCGGCUAGAGCCUGAGCUCAAGCAAAUAGCAAAGAGGUCCACCACGCAGAUAGCGGACCACGCCUACCAGAGAGGAGAAAACCUGGCUCAUGAGAGCCAACCAAGGCUGCUGCUGGAGCUGCUGGAGCUCCUGUUUGACAAGUUCAAGGCGGUGGCCCAGGCGCAUAGCGUGGUGCUGGCCCACCUGCAGCGGAUCGCCGUGCAAUGCCCCGGGGGCGCCUAUGAAGAGGGCAUCAAGCUGUACGAGCAGGCCGACGUGUCCGCCAAGAUCCAGACGGUGCUGCAGGUGCUUCUCAUGGAGUAUCUGGACGUCAAGAACAGUCGCAGCACCACAGAGCCGUCGGCCCAGCUCGCCUACGCCAGCACGGGCAGCGAGUUCGCCGCCUUCUUUGCCAAGAAGAAGCCGCAGCGUGCCAAGCAGUCACUUUUCAAGUUUGAGUCAUCAUCCCAUGCCAUCAGCAUGAGUGCCUACCUGAGGGAGCAGAGACGGGAGCUCUACAGCAAGAGCGGAGAAUUGCAAGGCGGCGCAGACGACAACCUGAUGGAAGGAGGAGAAAUGAAGUUUGUGUGUAAACCGGGCGCGAGGAACAUCACUGUCAUCUUCCAGCCUCUUCACAGGUGCAGUGCAUGAAUUCCAAGUCUCUUCACCGUCAUCAACCCUUUUGAGCUUUGAGCUACCCAGAAAACCAGUCUGGUGUAUGCUGUCUAGCGCAGUGAGGAAUGCACCGGAAGCCAAGCAGCCACUGAGCGGGCGCAUGGCACAACACAGACGGGCUAACUCUCAGGUCAAGACGGUCUAGCUGCACCUCAAAGAGAAACAGCAGUCUUUUGAGGACACAUUCAGGACAGAGACAAAGGAUGGUUUGAACGAGGAGUGAGGGAAGCCAUCAGCGUUAAGGUUGCGAAGCCAUCUUUGAACAGAGGGGGAGGUCUACGGCACCACCUUCUCCCACAUACAAUGCUGUCCUUUCAUCCCUUCCUAAAAGAUUCAAUCAAACCUGCAAUAAAAGCCUGUUGUUCCAGCAAUCAAGUCUGGUGCUUAUCUCACCGUACAGUCACUGACACCUAGUGACCAAUGUAGAAUACUACAUUCACAAGUUAAAUGAUGCUCUUAAUGGCUUAUAUUUGUAUUUUUAUUGUAGAUCAUUUAGCCAUUUUUAUGUUUGAAAAUGCUUAAUUUGGGCAAAAAAAACAUGUACAGUUUGCCUAAAUAUGCAUUUUUUUGGACUACUAAUAGGCCAUAGUCAACCACAAAACAGCGAUCAUUUACUUACCUCACUCAAUCCCAGCCAUUUUUCAAAAGACAACCCCUUCAUUAGCGGCCAUUUUAGAGGAUUUUGACUGAUCUUUCAAGGCACACAGAAUAUUGUGUUCUAUGGCUAUAGAAACAUGGAACCUCCCAAAAGAAAGAUUAGACUCUCGUGUUUCAUCAGAACUGAAAGUUUAUUUCUACCUUUUAUUGUUCUUUAGUAAUCAGCAGUAAAACAUAGGUAAGUUUCAGGAAAAUAUCCGUUCCCGACUAAAGCAGGGAGAAAACCAUUUUUUUGUGAAAAGAUACAUUUCAAGCAUAACUUUCACUUGGACAGGAAUAUUUUUUGCUUUUAUGACAGCUGAAAUAUCUAAACAACUAUACCACAAUGUAAACAACACAACAUCAAAAUAACUAGUUACAAAUGUAACACCAUUAACUCUUUACAAUUUUCGCAUUUGGAACUGAGCUAUGUGUGUGCCUGUGCAAGCGUUAAAAUUUCCCUACAGUGCGUAACGUUCUGCAUGCGACACUCCUCCACACUCCUAUACUUCCUCCUUCCUAUCGUGUGUUUUUUCCAUCCACGUGAUCCCUGCGAGUUCUUGCCAAAUGCACUUCUGCCACCUUGUGGCCGUUUUAUGGCUUAAAAUUGCUCUGAAGUGAAAUCCAUUAGUGGGGGUGUUGCGUCAUCACCUGUUUUUGCCUCUCGCUCAAAAAACCCCAGAAGACGUAUAAAUAUGUUGUUGGGAUCGGGCGUUCAGGUUUAUAAAAAUGUAUAACUACGUGUUUGGUAUUGAAUGAGUUCAUUCAUUUUUUUAAAAAUGUGAUAGCGUGAGAGAGCAAUGUUCGAACCGCGAUGUAGUGAGGGACAACUGUACAGUAUAUUGAUUCUAUGGUGUCUGAAUGUGUUUUGCUGCCCGGUUCAGCUCCACCUGCCAGGCCGUGCACCGGAGGUUGGAGUUCCUUGCUUUAGACAGUCAAGCCCGAGCUGUUUCCCAGCAAUCAGAGAGGCAUUAGAAUGCGGCAGGUUACCUCAUUUACCUAAAUUCCCUUUUGGUAUAAAUACAUAAUGCCAUUCAAGGGCCUAAGUAUUACUCCCUGCGCACACGCACGCACAAACACACAGGGCAUGACACGGACAAUUGUGGGGCUCCAAAGCAUAGACUCUGACAUCUGUUUGCUAAUGACAGAUAAUUACAUGCUGUCAAGCGCAAUCACCAGUUGUUGCCUAGGAAGUGGAUUUUUUGUAUGUGGCUUCUAAAGGGGGGGAGGGAGGUGCCGCUACACCUUGAGAAGAAUAUCACGUAAAUGCUAGAGGCCAGCUUUGAGACUGUGGAGUCAACACAAUCAAUACUGUUUAUUGCUGCGAGGUUCCCACUGGUGCUUGAAAUGCAUACAUUUGCAGUAACAAUCACAACAAAUGGAUAAUUGGCCUGGAAUCUGGUCUUGAAAGUGUUUAAAUUUACCCUUGGCCAUGCUGUCGGAACCCCGCAUACUAGGACACGGCCGGUGUUUUAUGUGCUGAUCACUAAUCAUGAUCCUUUGGUGGUAAUUGACGGCCACUACUGUAUUACAACCUUGCUGCAUGUCAGUGUUUGUUUGAGCGCGUCAGGCCGGGUAAGUGAAUUAUUUAAGGUUAUUAAGAUUUCACACGGCGGGCCGAGUUGUCAGUGUGAAGCUCGCUGUCAGGUCUGUGUGGUCACCGUAGCAACCUGGCUGAUGCUUCUGAUGUGUAGGUUUGAGUUGUCCUGUUCUAUUAUCCGCUGAGUGCUGUUGUCAUCAGAUUAGCUUUAGUGCUAAUAAACAAAAUUGCCCUGACACGGCGACUCGCAGCCCUUUUAUCCCAGUUAACUCGGCUAAGCCCCCUGCUGCCCAGUGUCCUCGACUCCUCGGCUCCAGAUGGCACUUUUACUGCUCGGGCCCUGCCGCAUUACUCAAAUGUUAUCACCUCUGUCUGCAAAAAUCCAUCUGUGCUCACGCACAAACGCGCCGAUCCAUCAUCUUGACGCUCGUAUCGAAAACAAUGACAGUAACGACAGCCCGAGAUGGAUCUUGGGGCAACUAGGCACGCCUUUAAAGUGGCAACUUUUUGUCCCCAAAUCGAUUUGUUACAGAUGAAGUUGUCAGCAGAAAUUUUCCCUUGAAAAGUGUAGGGUGGGUGGGGGUGUUUUUAAGUUGUGUACAUAUUUAUAGAGAGGAGCUGUUUAUCAGGCCUCCAUUGUUUAUUUUUCCAGUUUUUUUCAUGACAGCUUUAAUUAGGCCACAGAAGAGUUUCUCCCACUCUGUGCUGCGGUCCAGUUUGGAGAAUCAAUAAAGGAUUUGCAGUCGGUUUAGACUGUCUCUCGCUGACACACAAAGGCCUCCAGUCUUGCUGACUAAUUGGGUGCAAAUGCUGAGUAGUUUGCUAGAAUGGCCGGAGGCUCAGAGCUAUACCCACUUCAUGUUCAAAUGCACAAAAUAAAGUUUCCUUUGAUUAAUAAAGGCAAAUUGAAUAAUAAAGGCAAGACUUGCCUGGAUGCAGAUGUAUUGACAUGCUAACUUUGCCACCCUAUGGAACCUCACUCCAUUCAAUUUGCAUCGGUUUGUGGCGUUAGAUAAGUUAGACAGUUUAAAAUGGUCCAGCACCACACUUUGCUUCUUUAGUAUCUGUUUCAAUUCUGACAGCAGCAAGCUAGUAAGAUCAGACCUGUGUACUGAAAUCCUUAAAGGAAAACUGCACUUUUUGGGGGAAUUUUGCCCAAUGGGAAUCACCUUUUCCGCCCUAAAAAGCCUUCUGAAAAAAACUCCAAAAAAUGCCAACAACGCUCCAUUUACAUAUAAUGUGACCUGCAUAUUAACCAUCCUACAGCGACAUUGUUAAAAUCUAGCUUACCCCCGACUGGUCUAUGCUUGUUUGCAAUGAUGCAACUUUUAGCUCUGCAUCAUUUCAACUCCAAGCAAAGGGAAUCUUUCUGCUUGGUUUACCAAGGGAAUCUUUCAUCUUUGCAGCAUGUUUGCCUCACCUAGCCCCCCCUCUUGUUUUUGCUGUCUCGGGGUCAUGCGUAGCGCACGUCUUGUAGGUCACUGCAACGCUUUUUUGCGAGGCGUUUUGAUUUAUUUGCGCAUUUAUAUGUGCCGCGCGCUCGAGAAGGCGCCCGCUCUUGUGUGACGUCGCCCCUGUGGCGCGUGCGAGACGAGGUCAGCGGCCAGCGAUCCUGACAAACGAGGUGCCUCGGUGAAGCUAUAUGUUUCCCGCACGACCUAUAUCUGGACAUCUGGCAAGCAGAUUGUUAAUAUUUUGCUUUUCUUUGUUUUAUGCACGACCAUUGCAUUAGAUUACGAUGAGGUCUGGAGUGCACCUCUCUCAUUCUUUUUUUUUUUUUCCAUCAGUCUGUCAGAAAUGACAGAAAUGAGCCACUUUGUGCGCUCAAAAGGGUUCUUGCUCUUUAUCUAAUGCAGUUCAAACUCAACUUACCUGGGGUCCACAGGGGGUAGCGUCUAGGUGAGGUUGGGCCGUAUCAAGUGUACAACAAAAAUACAAAACAAAUUGGUGCUGUCAAAUGAUCACAUUUUUCAAAUCAGUUAAUCAUGAUUCAUCACCCUUUGCAACUACAAGUAUGUGUGAAAUAUGCCCAUUUUUGCUGUAUUUUAUGUGCAGAAAGAUAAAUCCAUUUGUAUUAACAGCUCCAAAUUAACUGAAAAUGUAAGCCAAGCUAAAAGAUACCACGUCUGAAAACGUACUUGCCUAACACUCGAAUAGUAGCAGAACAUUUGAGUCACACGAGUUGUUGUGAGCCAUGAGGGGUUGCGAUCACAGACACCAAUGUAAUUGAAGGUGAAUUUACGUGUUUUGAGUGUAGAUGUAUUUUCAGGGAUUUCCAAGCAUUUUUAAAUGCAGCAAAUUGUACUUUUGAGGUAAGAGUUACGCUAGUCAGUGAUAAAAAUAUCCACUUACUGUUUUUCUUUGCCUUUGUGUUUAUUUACACCACACAUACAGUACAAGCAUAAUAAACACGCCUCGCGGUCGUCUCAUGACAGCGAGAAGUGUCGUUCUGAUGAUGAGCGGACAAGAGACGUGUUUGUGAGUUGGAGAUACUGUACAUACAGUGGGGCAAAAAAGUAGCAACCGAAAGUGCUGGUUUUCCCACUUAAAAAGAUCAUAAUAAUAAUAACACAGUUUAUUUAUAGAGUGCUUUUCAAAAACUCAAGGACGCUGUACACGGUAAAAGCAAACAAACACAAGUGUACAAAAUAGCAAAAUAACAGUAGAACAUGAAAACCUAAAAGGAGAGUUCAGAACAAACAGUCAAAAGUGCAUACAAAAGACCAGAUUAAGUGAUUGCAAUGUGAUGUAGUUACUAAAUACAGUCAAACCUGUCUUUAGCGGCCACUGAAGGGAAACUGCAAAAGUGGCCGCUAUAGACAGGUCGGCGGCCAUUUUGAAUUUGUGCACACAUAUUAACAUGUAUUCACAAAAAGACUGGAGCAAAACCAAGAAACAUAGGGGAAAAGGCUCUGUUGACACAUAAGCAGGUAGGUAAAUCUAGGUAACAGCUCCGGUGAGGAAACUAGUAAUAUCAAUGACAACAAUGAACCAGCGGCGCACAUUCGACGGCACUGGCCUUUUAUCCGCCGCAAAUGUUAAUUGACCGCAGCUGCGCGGCCACCAGGCAUGAAGCGGCUGCCUCUUCCUCCCCGGAGAAGGCACAGCCCGCCAAAUGAGAGCGCAGGACAGGGGACGCUCGCUCCUGUCCUGCAGAACGUCACAAAUUUCCAUCUUUGAUUUUUUUUUAAACACUAUUUUAAAAGCAAGAAAUAAAAAUGUUAGUGAACGAGCCUGAGGAUAUAUGUACAGGAUACGCGUGAAGCAGUCAUGAAUGGGUGUGUGCGUGAACAAGUGAGUGCGGAGGAGGUGCGAAGAUUGUCGUAAACUAACAAUAGCAUCGCUCCUUUCUUAUUGAAUGGGCUUCUAAUCUCUAAUUAGUCGGCAAUUAAGUGAUAUUUUAGAUGUUUUAUUCAAGUGUUUUGGCUAUUUUAGAAUCUAUUCACGGUAUUGCAAAGUGGGAAGAUUACCGUUUUGGCCGUCAUUGAAUCUUUUCAGGGCGGCAUUGCAAAGUAAGAAGACGGCUUUUGUAUGUCGAACUAGGACUCAGUAAUUAAAGUCUACACACAACGGCUUAGUUGCUUAAAAAACAAAACUUUUUCGUGCAUAAAGCUUCUGCUUGAGUCGGCAUUUUGGCCGCUCUAUGCGGUCAGAUAUUGACCAAGGGAUACGAAAUGGGUGGCCGCUGGCCGCGUUAGACAGGUGACCGCUAUACACAGGGCCUAUAACACGUACAUUUGCUGCGGGGGAUUUUGCAGUGGCCGCUAUAGGCAGGUGGCCGUUCUAUAAAGGUGGCCGCUAAGACAGGCUUUACUGUAUAUAUGUUUUAACGAGAUUAUCUGUUAAAAGCAGUGUGUCUUUAAGUUAGUCUUGAAAGUGGUAAGGUCAGCAGUGUCACAGAUGUGUGGCGGAAGUGAGAUCCAAAGGGAGGGGGCAGCAACACAGAAGGCUCUGUCCGCCCAGGUUCGGCGCUGAUGAGAAAGGUCUGUAAUUUUCAUUGUAGGUCACUUCAACUGUGAGAGACAGAGUUUGAAAAAAAAAUCCAGGAAGUCAUAUUGUAUGAUUUUGAAAGACUCUAUUUGUAAAUGCUUGAGUAAAAGAAGUACUUGGCACCUACAAACAAGCAACAAUUCUGGCUCUCGCAGACCUGUUGCUGCUUGUCUUAUCCUCCUCUCGUUACCUGUUUACCCUUUUGUAAUAUG